AUCGGUCAUCUGACAAGCGUCGGGGCUUGUUUUUCUUGAAACACCAGCCAUCCUCGCUCCGUCUCGUCCACCUGUGAGGUGACCGGGAAGCUGCAGACGCCAGAAAUCCGGAACUUCAGUCGCAGGAGAAGUGUCCCAGGCGAACGGUGAAGACAUGGACACCAAGGCAGAGGUGGUGGUCAAGCUGCGCUCGGCGUUUCGCUCCGGCAUCACAAUCCCCGAGCAGUUCCGUAGAAGUCAACUGGUGAAGCUGAAGACGCUGAUAAAGGAAAAUGAAGAGCGGUUUCUACAGGCGCUGCACCAGGACUUGGCCAAGCCCAAGUUUGAGGCCAUCCUGUCCGAGGUGGACAUGGUGGUCAACGAGCUGGUGUACGCCAUCGAUAACCUGCACAGCUGGAUGCAGCAGGAGUACGUCAGCAAGAACCUGGCCACCAAGCUGGACGACUGUUUUGUGCGCAGGGAGGCGCUGGGAGUGGUCCUGAUCAUCGGCGCGUGGAACUACCCGCUGCAGCUGCUGUUCUUACCCAUGGUGGCAGCCAUCGCAGCGGGAAACUGCGUCAUCCUCAAGCCUUCAGAGGUCAGCGCCGCAACAGAUCUCCUCGUCGCAGAGCUUGUCCCCAAAUACCUGCACCAGGACUGUUACGCAGUUGUUCGAGGAGGAGCAGAAGAGACCAAGGCCCUUCUUCAGAAUCGCUUCGACCACAUCUUCUACACGGGUUCGCAGGCUGUGGCCCGUAGCAUUCUGCAGGCCGCAGCCCCCCAUCUCACCCCGGUCACCCUGGAGCUGGGCGGCAAGUGUCCCUGUCUGAUAUACGGUCAGGUCAACGUCACUUCAGCGGCUCGGCGCCUGGUGUGGGCCAAGUUCUUCAACGCUGGCCAGAGCUGCGUGGCUCCAGACUACGUGUUGUGCUCUCAGGCCACGUGUGACGCACUGCUGCCGGCUGUUCGUGAAGCUCUGGACGCCUUCUACACUAAAGAACCACAGAAGUGUCCCGACCUGUCUCGCAUCGUCUCCCAGCGACACUGGAUUCGCCUCACUGAGAUGCUGAAGAGGUCCAAAGGAAAGAUCGUGGUGGGAGGGGAAAGCAACCUGGAGGAUAAGUACAUCGCUCCCACUGUUGUGGUGGACGUGUCUGAAGAUGACGCACUCAUGGAGGAGGAGAUUUUCGGGCCCAUUCUGCCCAUAAUCGCCAUCGACACUCUGGAGGAGGCCAUCAACUAUGUCAACCGGAGAGAACACCCUCUGGCCUCCUAUGUCUUCUCUGAGGAGUCUUCGGUGGUGAACACUGUCUUGGACAAGACCAGCAGCGGGGGCUUCUGUUCCAAUGAUGGCAUCGUGCACAUGACCCUGCCAGGCCUGCCAUUUGGAGGUGUUGGGGGCAGCGGUUGGGGUAGCUACCAUGGCCGCUGGGGCUUUGAAACAUUCAGCCACCGUCGAGCCUGCAUGAUGCGCGGCUGGGCUCUGGAGCGUCUCAACAGCUUGCGGUACCCACCGUACCAGGAUGACAAGCUUGGCUGGCUGCGCUGGACCACCAGCAAGUGCAUCCUCAUGUGAUGGCCUGAGGAGCUCAGUGUGGUGCGGUGAUGUGUGUGUGUGUGUGGUUUUAGAUGUGUCGGUGAAGUUGGAGGACACUAUUGGCUUUAGCCAAAUAGAUGGAAGCCUCUUUUGAAAAGCUGGAAUUAAACCUCACUCACUGUUGCAGCUCACACCUGUGUGACACAGACUUGCUUUAAUGGCAGCUCUACUGCUUGGUUGUUGUUUUUUUUUAUUGGUUAUACAUUUUUAAACUGCUACAGAAGCCUUAGGUCCAAUGAUCUUUUAUAAUUUAUAUUUUUGCACUAUUACUAUCUGCUUUUACUCAAUGGAAAAUGUAUGUGAUUACUUUGCUGGUGUCUGAGAGGUUACCUGGGGCCUAGGAAAUAAAGCUGGGCUUUGACGUC
Synchiropus splendidus (mandarinfish) is the source of this 1941-nucleotide messenger RNA. It is a transcript of the gene aldh3b1, whose product is annotated as aldehyde dehydrogenase 3 family, member B1. Gene Ontology annotation, molecular function: aldehyde dehydrogenase (NAD+) activity. The transcript has 10 exons. Gene Ontology annotation, biological process: aldehyde metabolic process. The coding region runs from base 155 to 1555 and encodes 466 amino acids. NCBI's taxonomy places the organism in Eukaryota, Metazoa, Chordata, Actinopteri, Syngnathiformes, Callionymidae. Gene Ontology annotation, cellular component: cytoplasm. The record is from RefSeq and is a predicted model, not a curated record.